ACAAAUGAAAAACCAUAUUCUUGUGAGUAUUGUAAAAAGGCAUUUUCUGUUAGUUCAAGUUUGAAAACACAUUUGAGGAUACACACAAAGGAAAAACCAUAUUUUUGUGAGUAUUGUGACAGAACAUUUUGUGAUAUUUCAGGUUUGAAAACACAUUUGAGGAUACACACAAAUGAAAAACCAUAUUCUUGUGAGUAUUGUAAAAAGGCAUUUUCUGUUAGUUCAAGUUUGAAAACACAUUUGAGGAUACACACAAAGGAAAAACCAUAUUCUUGUGAGUUUUGUAAAAAGACAUUUUCUCAAAGUUCAAAUUUGAAAACACAUUUGAGGAUACACAUGAAUGAAAAACCAUAUUCUUGUGAGUAUUGUAAAAAGACAUUUUCUCAAAGUUCAAGUUUUAAAACACAUUUGAGGAUACACACAAAUGAAAAACCAUAUUCUUGUGAGUAUUGUAAAAAGACAUUUUCUGAUAGUUCAAAUUUGAAAACACAUUUGAGGAUACACAUGAUUGAAAAACCAUAUUCUUGUGAGCAUUGUAAAAAGACAUUUUCUCAGAGUUCACAUUUUAAAACACAUUUGAGAAUACACACAAAUGAAAAACCAUAUUCUUGUGAGUUUUGUAAAAAGACAUUUUCUGCAAGUUCAAAUUUGAAAACACAUUUGAGGAUACACACGAAUGAAAAACCAUAUUCUUGUGAGUAUUGUAAAAAGAAAUUUUCUCAAAGUUCAAGUUUGAAAAAACAUUUGAGGAUACACACAAAUGAAAAACCAUAUUCUUGUGAAUAUUGU
Molecule: messenger RNA, 789 nt
Organism: Uloborus diversus
Lineage: Eukaryota; Metazoa; Arthropoda; Arachnida; Araneae; Uloboridae
Product: zinc finger protein 723-like
Exons: 1
Biological process (GO): regulation of transcription by RNA polymerase II
Molecular function (GO): DNA-binding transcription factor activity, RNA polymerase II-specific; RNA polymerase II cis-regulatory region sequence-specific DNA binding
Source: RefSeq, a predicted model, not a curated record